This is a messenger RNA of Spirodela intermedia, 252 nucleotides long. NCBI's taxonomy places the organism in Eukaryota, Viridiplantae, Streptophyta, Magnoliopsida, Alismatales, Araceae. The record is from the annotation of a GenBank genome assembly.
AUGAGGCUAGAACCAUUUUGUCUUGUCAGUGUUAUUGUCCUAAUUGUUUCAUUCACCGCAUGUGCUGCUUGUGACAUAGGGAAUAUGAUUGGAGCGUCGGCCCAGAGGAUCUGUGAGUCACGGAGCCAAAAAUAUAGGGGAACUUGCUUGUUUAGUUCCAACUGCGCCAUUGCCUGCAAAGAUGAGAAGUUUACCUCAGGAUAUUGUACAACUAUUUCCCGUGCCUGCAUAUGCACAAAACCAUGCUGCUGA